Molecule: messenger RNA, 1796 nt
Organism: Diuraphis noxia (Russian wheat aphid)
Lineage: Eukaryota; Metazoa; Arthropoda; Insecta; Hemiptera; Aphididae
Product: protein sex-lethal-like
Cellular component (GO): nucleus; ribonucleoprotein complex
Molecular function (GO): mRNA binding
Source: RefSeq, a predicted model, not a curated record
CUAUCGAUCCGUGCCCCGCCCCCGCUUUCCCAACCGGACGGACCCGCGCUCCCCGUCAUCACCACCCGGUUCGUGUAGCCAAGCUCACUACUUCACUUUUGAUCGUAGUUGAUCUAUAGGCAGUUUUCCCGUGUGCGUUUCUUCUUAUUUUUUUUUCCCCAAUUUUUUUUCCACAGGCGAUUCCCCCCUCAUGCACUUCCUACCGUCAUAAUUCGUCGUGUCCGCCGUCGCCGCGUGAAUCACCAACCAUUGCCCCGCGAAAACAAAACCGUUUCGUCGCGCGUACGACAACCAACGCCGUCACCCUAAUCAUCCCCGAUAAAGGUCUGUUGUUGUCGUCGUCGUCGUCGUCGUCGUCGUCGUUGUCGUCGCCGCCGCCGCCGCAACCACCGCCUGUGAAACAGGACCAUAGCAAUAGCAGCAGUAGUAGCGGCAGUAGCAGUGGCUGUAACAACAACAACAACAACAACAACAGCACCACCAGUAGCCGUCGACACCGCCGCCUCCUCCUCCGUACGCCUUACGCGAUUAACGCGGUGCCGACCUCAGCAGCGGCAUCAGCAACAGUAACAACUAAAACAGUCCCCUCAACGAACGCCAAAAUGGAGCCACAAGACACCAGCAUGACGAACUUGAUAAUCAACUACCUACCGCAGUCGAUGACCGACAAAAAACUACACCAAAUGUUCACCCAGAUCGGACAAAUCGAAGCGUGUCGGGUGAUGAAAGACGUCAAAACUGGUUAUAGUUUUGGUUUUGGCUUUGUCAACUUUGUUCGUCCUGAAGAUGCUUCUAGAGCUAUUGAAGUGAUGAACGGUCUCCAAGUUGAAAAUAAACGUUUAAAAGUAUCUUAUGCUCGACCUGCUGGAGAAGAUAUCAAAGAUACAAACCUUUAUGUUCAAAAUUUACCAAGAUCAAUAACAGAGAGAGAACUUGAAGAUUUAUUUGCUCCUUAUGGUCAAAUUGUUCAAAAAAAUAUACUUAAAGAUAAAUACAGUGGACUUCCCAGAGGAGUAGCUUUUGUUCGUUACAACAAAAAAGAAGAUGCCCAGAAAGCAAUUAUUCAACUAAAUGGUGUUUUAUUGGAAGGAUGCACAGAGCAUCUAUCAGUAAAAAUAGCAGAGGAACACGGCAAACAGAAAGCAGCUUAUUUGGCUGGUCUGCAAACCGGUUUAGCGCACAGAGGGGCUAAAAAUCCACAAAUCAUGUACCAAUUAGUCAGAGCUAAUCAUGUUAUUGACAAGUAUCCCAAUCCAAUGUUGCAACAUGUUGAAAGACCUACAAUUGGUGCUAUGCACCAAGAUAGGGCUAGUUAUCGCCAUACAAAYGUUGGUUUGUUUCCACUGCCACUUAGCUACAAUGCCGGCAUUGGUAAUGGGAACAUGUAUUAAUAUGCAUUACUUUUCCACAAUACAUUUGUACAGAUUUUAGGUUUUUUUCUUUUUAAUGUAAAUUAAAUUAAUAUAAUAUAUAUAUUUAUAUCCAGUCUCCAUAAUUUAAAAUUGCUCGAUACAUUUUAUGAAAUGAAAACAAAAAAGAUCGUUGUAGAUUUCUUCUAUAUUUAGUCUAGAAAUUGUAUUGUAAAUAACUUCAAGUAACAAAUAAAGUAUGUUAUGAUUCUUUGGAAUAUUGAUAAAAACUCAUAACAUUAACUUUGAUAUUAUUAUCCUUUUAUAUGAUAAUUAAUUAUCUUAAUUAGUCUAAAAUAUAAGUAUGCAUGUGUGCCUAUAUUUGAUGUUUUUCUACGGUAAUGUUUUUUAAAUAAAAUAACUUGUCUGUAUAUAUAACAUUGAUCA